Molecule: messenger RNA, 3808 nt
Organism: Athene cunicularia (burrowing owl)
Lineage: Eukaryota; Metazoa; Chordata; Aves; Strigiformes; Strigidae
Gene: TMEM248
Product: transmembrane protein 248
Exons: 7
Coding region: 126-1070 (314 amino acids)
Source: RefSeq, a predicted model, not a curated record
AUCCUUGCCAACGCCAGCUCUGCCUUUCCCCCUCACUCCUGCCUUCUGACACCUCUGCUGGCCUGUUUGGCCAUAGCACAGCUGGUCUUGGACAGAGAUAGAAGUUCUGGUGAACAAUCAGAAUAAUGUUCAACAUAAACCUGUUGGAGAACCUGAAGGUUUACAUCAGCAGUCGACCUCCACUUGUGGUCUUUAUGAUCAGUGUAAGUGCUAUGGCAAUAGCUUUUCUGACACUGGGUUAUUUCUUCAAAAUCAAGGAAAUCAAGUCACCAGAAAUGACAGAGGACUGGAAUACUUUCCUCCUGAGGUUUAAUGAUUUGGACUUCUGUAUAUCUGAGAAUGAAACCUUAAAGCAUCUCAUCAAUGAUACCACAACUCCAGAAAGUACCGUGACCAGUGGACAGGCGAGAUCUUCUACACAGUCUCCACAGACUCUUGAGGACUCAGGUCCAAUAAACAUCUCUGUUGCAAUCACAUUGACGCUGGACCCACUCAGGCCGUUUGGCGGAUAUUCUCGCAAUGUCACACAUCUGAGUUCCACAAUUUUUGGACACCAGAUUGGACUCUCAGGCAGAGAAUCCCAUGAGGAGAUAAAUAUUACAUUCACCCUGCCUGCUGCUUGGAACUCAGAUGACUGUGUUCUUCAUGGCCACUGCGAGCAGGUUGUGUUCACAACCUGCAUGACUGUGACAGCAGCCAGCAAUGUAUUUCCUGUCACAGUUCAGCCACCACAUUGUGUUCCGGAAACCUACAGCAAUGCUACACUUUGGUACAAGAUCUUUACCACAGCAAGGGACUCUAAUACAAAAUAUGCACAAGAUUAUAACCCUUUCUGGUGUUACAAAGGAGCAAUCGGAAAAGUGUAUCAUGCUUUAAAUCCCAAACUAACUGUUAUAGUUCCAGAUGAUGAUCGUUCUCUAAUAAACCUGCAUCUCAUGCAUACCAGUUACUUUCUUUUUGUGAUGGUGAUUACAAUGUUCUGCUAUGCAGUUAUUAAAGGCAGACCAAGCAAACUGAGGCAAAGCAAUACAGAAUUCUGCUCUGAAAAGGUUGCUUUGUCAGAAGCAUAAUCCAUCCUCUACUUUUACUGAGAAUGACUGAGAACCGUGAUCAUUGCCUGCUGAACCCAGAAUGGGUCUUAACACUCUGUGAAUACAUUAUCUUGCAAUGUUGGUUUAUUCCAACCAAAGACAUUUCAAGUGCCUGUAAUUGAUUUGUACAUAUUUAUAAAAGUAUAUUCAGAAUAGGUCAGAUGAUGCACUUGUUCCGCAUUGUAGUGCGGCCGGAAACUUUCAGUCUUUACCUGUGGACAUAGCCGAAUGUUUGUGUAGAUAUGUUUAGUGAUAUGGCUACAUAUAGUCAGAGCAAGAUAUUUUUGUCUAGCUGCAUCUGGGCAGGUUAAGAUGCCUUUGCAAGUGUCUCAAAGAAACCAACAGAUCUUUGUUUUUUGCCCAAUGAUAUGUACAGUGUGUUUGAAACAGUAUGCACCUUUGAUAUAAUACUGCAUUUCCAAAGCCACCAAUCUACUACAUGAAUUAAAUGUGUAUUUGUGUGGCCUAAUACUUUCUUCCAUUUGCUCCUUGCUUGCAAGAAAAGAUAUCAACGUUUUAGGGUUUUUUUGAAAAAAGGAAUACAUAUUCACAUUUUCAUAGUGCUGUAUUUAGGACAAAGUCGUGCUUUUAUUCAUAGUAAAAAAAUGAAGAAGUGAAGUCCCAUUUAAAAAUGUUUCUUACUGAAAAGUGCUGUUUGAUUUUUUUUUUUUUAAUUUUUUUUUUCUUUAUUUUUUCAUUUGGCUUGCUGAAUGCCGAGAAGUCAGCAUAGAGACUAUCUGGAAAGCUUUCCACUUGGCCUCCCAUCUGCAGCCCUCAAACCAGGAUUGUGCAUCUCUGCUGCAGAGCAGCUUUCUGUGCUUUUUUUUUUUUUUUCUAGAAAGUGAAACUUAAUAAAAAGAUGUAUUGUAUGAACAGUCCGGGGCUCUGCACAGCCUUGGGCAAGUGCAAACAAUGAAAGGAAAAGAAAUCCCAUAGUCUGGUAUAAAGCUUCACUUUGGGACUCUCCAUCCGUCUCUGAAGGGCAGCUGAAAAUAACACUUUUAUUAGCUUUGUCCUAUUUCCAUUUAAUGCUGUCCGCUCAGGGGAAAAUGACAAGGAGAGGACUAGGGCUGUUGUGAUUCAGGUCAAAGAAACCACACAGUAAAAUACAUACUGUUCUCUCUGUCCAUUCUUAAAUCAGAGGUUUUAUUCUGUGUGUCUCUCCCUUUCCCAUUCUGGCUUUUGCUGUUUCUUUCUAGCUUCUUAUUGAGCAGCCUCCUUAAUUUUCAUGAGUCAGGGUUUUCCUGCAGACAUUUCCACCACUGCUUUUAAAAUCUCACUGGUUGCCUUAAUUGACCUUUCAUCUUGUCUUUCAGCUUUCUUGUCAGAUAGUACAACUGUAGGUCUGCAUACAUAAACAUGUACUUUCUUCCCUUCUACUUUUGCUCUAAACCACACAAAAGAAGAAACCCAAGUCAGAAUCUCACAGUCUCAGUUAUGCUGGCAUAAGAUUCUUAGUUUAUUAUCUAUAGACUUAGUUUAUUACCUGCGAGUAAUACCUACAGGUAUUGCCUAAUACCAUACUAUUGAAUGGGACCCUGCUGGUCUGUAUGUGUGGGACUUCAGUAAGUUCAUGAGUCUUCAGAGUGUUUGAAGCGAAACAGUCACACUUUUCUUCAGAACAUGUUUUCUUUAUAGACUUUCAGUUACUUAAGUGGUAUUAACUAACGUGUUUUUCUCCAGGAAUGUUAAGGUAAAGCUUUCGAGGUGGCCUAGUUUGAAGUCUAGGGAUAAAAUGAAGCUUCCAGUUUUCUCCUGAUGCUGCUGUGGGCUAAUACUACUUCACUGAAAUGAAUCGGUGGAGUCCAAACAGGUAGACAGCUUCUCAUGAAACCUUUGUGAGCUGUUCCUAAUUCAUGCAUACCCAGCCUUCGGCAUUAAUACUGACUUCUAGAGUUGCCUGUGAGGGUGGCUUGAUCUGGGACCAAAGGCAGGAAUAGGAAACAGACUGGGGUGGUGUAGCAAAUUCUGGAAAUACCUAGAAAACACCCAGUAUAAGACGACUCCCUUAAAAAAGCAAAGCCAAGUGUUUUCUGUUUCAGCAAAUUAAAAAUCACACUCCAAAUAUCCAAGCUUGGAAUUUGGUCUGUUUUUUUUUUAAUCUGGUUUUGCUGUUUGGUAAUUAGAGGAGCCUGCUUUGCAGUUUAUUACCCACCGUAUUGAAGUACCCAGAAAUACUGCAACCCACAAACGUAAAAGGGAAGAUGUUCAGAGUUGUAUUUUUUGGCCUUAGUUUAUCCCUUUGCACCCCCGUAUUGCAGCAGAGAGGUGAGGGUGUCCACUGAGUUGAAGUGCUGUAAUACUGAGGAAUAUUGGAUUGUUCUAGGCGCAAUGUACAAAAGUUAAUGCAGCCAAACAGAAGAGUAAAAACUUUUAAUAUUAAAGUUCAGAUCAUAUUGAUCUUUCCUUUUUUGUUUUCUUUUUCUUUUUAACUAUGACUUGAAUCAGUUUUGAUUCUAUUUGUACGUGUUUUCUUGUUCUUAGAAAGCUGCCAUUUUCUUUUGCAUUUUUCUUUGGCAUUACAUAGAAAAUCUGAGCCUUGGUUUUCAACCCUCUGCAGGUGAUUGUAGGGUUAAGAUGGCUUUUUUGUUUUGUUCUUACAUUUCACUUGUCUUGUUGCAUGAUGGUCAAUAGCCAAUUUGGAAAUGACAUUUCUCUCCUAGAUUAAUUUUGUGUUUGUAAGAUGUGCAUAUUGCUUUGCAGAAUAAAAACAAUGA